GCCAAAUUCUCAUUGCAUACAUGCAAUAUAAAGGGACCUGAAAAGAAUUAAUGCCAUAUAAACUAGUCAAUAGUCAACUUAUAUAAUAAAAGUUGACUUCGACUAUCCAAAAUCCUAACCACUAUUGGGACAGAUUCUUCUCUCUCUCUCUCUCUUUUCUUCUUGUCAUUAACAUUACUAAACUGCCGGUCGAGAACAAAUCAAUUUAGUAAAUUAAUAAUAGUGAUAAUAACUAGCCGUGUUUUAUUCAAGAACUUUGUUUUUUUUUGUCAUCAUAACAUUGUUAAUCAUAAAAAAAUUUAAAAAGAAAUAUGAAAAGGUCUAAAAACAUUAAACGUUUGACAAAAUUGGUUAAAAAUAAAAAAAAAUAAAAAAAAAAAGAAUAUAAAUAUAAGAGAAUCUAUCGACAUUUCCUUAUUAAAAUGAGAUUAAUAGGAUGAACAAGAAAAUCUUUUUUUUUUUUUUUGUCAAACAGAAAAUCUUUAUUUAAAAAGAAGUAUUAAGAUAGAGUUUUGAAAGAAAUAGCGAAAAAAGAGAUAUCUGUCUGAUCUUCUUCUCUCUCCAUUGACGACAGACAAAAGAAACAGAAGGAGGGUUGUCUCUUCUCUCCCUAAAAACCCGAUCUUUUUUUCCUCUUCAGCCAAAACCCUGAGAUUUUCUCGAGAAUCUGUUUUACACUGGUUUCAUUUUCUAAGGAACAAAAACAAAUGGGUGCUCAAAUUAUAUACUGUGAUGGCUUCGAGGUGGUUCCUCCUCCGCCGGAGAUGAACGACCUUAUAUUCUUCGGAAGCGACCAAUCCGGCGGCGGCUCAAACUGCGGUGAAUCGACUGUAACCACCGAAGAAGACGCUACUGUUUUCUCCGGCGAUAGUUCACCGGGAUGGCGUGAAACCAAGCUUUUCUCCUUCUACUUCGCUAAGCAGCCUGCUUACGAUGAUCACGACAUCAAAUCCAAGAUCGAUGCAGCUGAUUUCGAGAUUUAUCACUGGAAUAAACGGAGAAUUGAUAUCUACAGUGCUCAGAAGUCCCAAAGGGCUGAGUUGUUGUCUUUGUAUGCUCUAAUGGAGAGUUUGGUUGCUAAAUCGCACGGACGUAAAGUGGUUUUGGAAGAUAAGAAGGUGGAGUUUGAUUCUCUGCAGGAACGUCUACGGUGCUCUAGCAGUGAUGAACUUGACCAUCUUAUAUACACAGAAGAUUGGCUGCUUCAAGGGACCGAGAAGCCUGGUGGGAUGGCUCUAAGUGAUGACUCUCUUGCGCAGAAAGAAGCUUCGGUACACAGUCUCAAGUUAAUGGCUGUGGAAAUGAAUGAAGUAAAGAAGGAGCUUGAUGCAAAUGCAUGGAACAUUCAGCAGUUGAGUGACAAAGUAGGACAGACUCAGAACAAGGUCAUGGUUCUGGAAGCAGAAAUGUCAUACAUACUUGAGCAGAGAGACAAAUCAUAUGAAAGGAUUAAGAUGCUGAGGAUAGAGCGAGACAAAGGGAACGCUGCGUUUUACCACAGCAUUGCUGUUAUGAAGAGAGCCAAAGAACUGGCUGCUUCUGGAAACGUUAGAGACCUUGAAGUGUACUCUAGCUCUGAGGUUGAUAGGUUCAUGGCUCGUUGGAACAAUGACAAGUCUUAUAGAGAGGACUACGUGAAGAGAAUCUCGCAUUCACUCUGUGAAAGACAGCUGAGCCGAGAUGGGAGGAUUAGAGAUACUGAAGGUGAAGCUCAAGCUGUUUGGGAGAAGCUGGUUAAGACAAGAAAGGAAGGUAUGGCGGUUCACAAGAUGAACAGAGAAGAAGAUUCCAGCUCAAACUCUUCUCAAGAUGGGAAUGUAAUCACUGAAAAGCAAAAGAAAGAAGUGAGGAAGAAGGCGAUGGAGUUCAACAGGUCAAGUGCUGAGGAGAGUGAUGUUAUAGACUUGGAGUUCCCGGUGUAUGAGAAUCCGAAAAAAGAAGGAGAGGUUGAUGAAGAAACAUUGAAGGAGAAGAAAAGAGAAGAGCAGCUAGAGAAAGCUCAGUUAGCUAUGGAAAGGAAGAGGAAGCUACAAGAGAAAGCUACUGCUAAAGCUGCUAUAAGAGCUCAAAAGGAAGCCGAAAAGAAACUCAAGGAGUGUGAGAAGAAGGCGAAGAAGAAAGCUGCAUCAAACUCUUCUCUUAUCAAAUCACAAGAAGCAAUCAAUGAGCUUGAAAAGGUGAGUACUAUAGCAGUCUCGGGGAAAGAGAAACAGAGAUCAGUGUUUCCAAAGAGGAGUUUCAGGUACAAACACCGUGCAAGAGGAACCGAAGCUCUUCCUAAAGCUAUCCUAAACCGUAGAAAGGCUCAGAGGUAUUGGGUUUGGGGACUCUCCUCUGCUGCACUUGCUCUAGUGCUCUUCCUUGUGUUUUUACUAUUACGGUGAAAAUGAGGAAGGAAAGAGACGGUAAAAAAAAAAGGUUUUUUGACUUUACCUAAUUGGAGAAAGAGAGGUAUAGUCAGUGAAGGAGAAGCUGAUUCAGGACUUCCAAAUUUAUCUUAUAGUUCUUUGGAGUUCUUCAUAACCUUAGAUGGUAGUUAAAUAUGUUUCUGUUUGUUUAGAGAGCUGUCUGAAAAAAAUAAAAAAAAUAUCAUAAUUUUCAGUAGGAGCUUGUGAGAGUCCAUGGAGACCUCCAGCUGUCUUUUAAAUGAAUGGUUGUGGACUGAAUCCACUUUAGAGUCUCACUA
Molecule: messenger RNA, 2686 nt
Organism: Brassica rapa (field mustard)
Lineage: Eukaryota; Viridiplantae; Streptophyta; Magnoliopsida; Brassicales; Brassicaceae
Product: proton pump-interactor 2
Source: RefSeq, a predicted model, not a curated record